CUCCCUCCGUGCGGAAGGAAGAAGCAUGAGAUAACUACAAGUUUGAUCAUGUCUACAUGUGCAAGUCGCGUUCACCCCACGUCUGAUGUUGUGGGGGGGGGGAAACAUUCAUAUUCAACCUUGCCUUUGUGCGUCGGGCAACGGAGGAGCUGGCCUUUCGGAAAAACAGCCGGUCUGUCCGUCUGGUCAUCCCCAUGGCAACCAAGUAUAAACGUACAGCAGGAGGUGUGCAGCGAGAGAAGAAGACAAAGAGAGGGGAGGAAACACUCAGGGUGGACAGUGUGCUGGAUUCUGAUCGAAAGGUUUGCACACGGACGGACUAGCUGGUGAUCGAGGAACGCCAAGACGGGGGAAGAGAAAUGAAGUGUCCACGAUCUGCCUAGACGACGAUGGAGAGGAGUGAGGAGACAGAGGAGAGGUGGCGGGGCGCCGAUGAAGAGAUGCUGAACGGAGAGCAGCAGGAGUUGAACGGAGAGGCUUCAGUGGCGAGCCCCGGCCGAGAGGCGGACGGCCGGGAGGAGCUGGGGGUCUCGGGCACUGCGGAUGACGAGGAGGAGGAGGAAGGAUGUGCUCCGCUCAUCACGGCCUGUCGCGAAGGCCUGACUGAGGCUCAGGCAGACGGUUUGGACGUGAACGUUCCCAACGGCGGCAGCGCGGCAGCGCUGAUGCUCGCUGUCCGGGACGUCGACCUGCUCCAGAGCGCCGUGGCGCCGUUGUCGUGGGAUCACAGGACCGUGGAGGUGGUCAAGACGCUGCUGGGACUCUCGGCCCAUCUGCAGAUACGAGACCACAGCGGCUGCUCUGCCCUCCACUACGCUGCGAGCAUCAACAGCCCCCUGAAGGACGAGCUCGUUCAUAUGAUGGCUGAGGCCCCGAGUCACACGGACGCCGGCCCCGUGUCACCCCCGGCCCCUGACGAAUACUCCUGGCAGGAUUUGGACUCAGACUCUGAAGAUUCUGACAUAGAGUUGGACAUUGACUACCUCCAUCCUCAUCAGUCGACAGCAGGCUCCCUUACGCAGACGCACGCCCAUCAACAACUAUUACACAGCCACACGGGGGAAGUGCGGGAGUCUGCAGGGCGCCCUCCUCUGUCUGACCACCACAAAGAUCUCAGCCAAGAUAAGGGGGUCCCCCUCUGUUUCCACAACGCCAUGGAAACACUGAGAGACAUCAGGCAAGCCCACCAGGACGCAGGCAGGGGAAGCAGCAGAGGAGGUUUGUCUCUGCCGGGCCUCCUCAACAACGGCAGACGCUGGGGCCAUGUGGAUCCUGCCCCCUCCGGUGGCAUGAUGAGUACCAGGACUCUCUGCGUCCCCGUACCCCCUAAACUCAGGCAGAGGACCAGAAUUGUGGUUGCUGCUUCCCGAUCCUCCCUCAGUCUGCUGUCUGUGGCUGAGCCCAGCCAGCUCAGCCAGUCGGCCCCCAGCCUCAUGGAACCACUACUAUGUUCCAACACCAUGAUGCAGGCCAGGGCACACAUCCAGAGCCGAUUGGGUUCACAAGAUAGUGUUCAUGAACAAAAGGGUGCCUUGUCGGCUCCGAAUCCUCGAACGCCUAAGCUGUUGGCACCACUGAACAGCAAACCCAGAGACAGUGCAGCUCUGCCAGUACUAAAGCAUCGUGUUCCCCUGAAGCCCAUCAGCCGGAGCCCCCUUUGCUCCAGGGCCUGGGUGAGGAGAGAGAGGCUGUCCCGGGGCAGCCCACGCACUGCCCCUCUGACUUCUACCAAGGGCGGCAGUGAGGAGAGCAGGUCCAGCAGCAGCCAGAGUUCAAUUGAUCUGGAGGAUGACGAGGGGGAUACACGGGAAAGCUCUUCAGAGGACAGCAAUCUGAAGUUUGAUGAAGACACGCUGUUGCAGCAUUCGAAUGAUGCGAGCUCCACUAGCGCCGAUUUGGUUGAGGAGACAAGGCUGCAUUUUAAAGUUCAGUCAAGGAUCAGUCAGACUCCACCAAUCCACAGAUCGGCACAUAACCUGGAUGGAGACCCUAUCAAUCGUCUCAGGACUGAAAGAGCUAUGGACACUCACUGUGAAGGCAAAGUCACCAAUAUGAAUUACACAAAAGAACCUGUUAACAUGCAUUCCUUUACUAAAUCUAACCUCAUUAAAGACACUGUGAACAAUGAAAUGCCUAUCACAUCAAAGUCUAAGGAGAAGAACCAUGCGGGAUACACCACAGAUCUCGAGAGUGACAUUACUCGCGAAAUUAUAUGUAAUGUGAAUGAUGACCACGGUGAUGCAGUUCCAUACUCUGGAUGGAAUUAUGGAAAUGAACUCCAGCAUGCACAACCGACAGAAGUGACAACGAAGGAUUCCUGUGAUGACGAAACCCAGGCAGUUACCCUAUUCCUGUGUAGUGCUGAGCAUGCAGAGUCAAAUGUCAGCACUGCUGUGGGGAAAAUACCAAUCGUUACUGCAGGUGUAAACCCUCCACCGAUAAAUGUGGAUUCCAAGAUAGAUAAGAAGAUGUUGAAAGCCUUCAAACCUGUCCAGAACAAGGAGACAACAACCAUGAACUGUGAACUAAGAGCAAGUAAUCAAAGUAACCAGACCUUCAGCCUUCGAGCACAGAAAGGCCGAAGUCGGAACAUAUCCAAAAGCAAUCUAAAGUGCUCUUCAGUUUCCACACAAGUCAAGGAUAAAACCAGGAAAAGCCCAGAGCUAAUUAUUAGUGGUGAGACCACAGGCAAAGUAAAAUCAAAGCUAAACUCCGUAAAGAGUGCUCAUCGUAGCACUGACACCCCCUGGCCACGAAAAAAGGUUAUCGAUCAGCCACAGAGCAAAAGAGCAAAUCUGGAUAAGUCGAACAACAGCAGAGCUCAACCACCAGCGAGGGAGCUGAAGAGCGCCCGGCAGUUGAAGAGACUCAGUGUAACAGGGGCACCAAGGUCUAAAUCUGCUGUGGACUUCAUCACCUACAGAGACAUGUUUCAGCAGAUACAGAGCAGGGACGGAGGGCCGGUCAUCUAUGAGAUGUUUGCUGGCCCAAUCUACGAUAACCUUAGGGUUUCCAGCUCCUGUGAAAAAACAAAGGGCAGACAAGUGCAGUCUGCGCCGUCAAGGAAGGUGCAACAGUCCAAUAAAAUCAAACACAGACCCUUGAAACAACCUCAGUGUAAGUUGAGGAGAAGCCCAGGGCAGAGUAUGGUGAUUUCAACUAAAAGCAAAGCAAGACUUGCAUCCUCCAGAGCGAAACCUCACCUCGCAUCUGUUUCAAGGAAAGACAAUAUGCCUGGACAAGACACUGAGCUAGUUCUUUCUAAGCAUGGUGAGAUUUGUCAUACUAGUGCUCAGGAAAAGGCUGUAGAUCAUAUGCUAUCCAUCAUAGAGGAGGCUCUCUCAAGAUAUGAGUCUGAAACGCUAAGAUCCGAUUGCAAAACACUGAAUAUGCCAACAACUUCAUCUCAUGCUAAAGACAGUCAAAUGCCCAUGGUUCUGCAAGAAGCGAUUGGCACUUCAUCAACAGCAAACUACAGCCAACCAGUUCCUGAGCCUUUGUUACCUCAAAGCUCCAAGCAGCCGAGGAGCUACACAUGGACAUCUUCUAGCAGCAGCUGCAGCCAAACCCUUACGUCCCCAGUUUACCAGAAGUUUCUGGACGAAGUGGGGGAUGGCCCGCUUACAGAUGACCUGCUGCAAUGUCUGGCUGAGGAGCUUAUCUCACUGGACGAGAGGGAUGUCUCCAUAGGCCCGUGUCCAGAAAACCUGGAAUCAAGCAAUACAGAGUCCAUCGGAGGAGAUCUUGUAACAGGAAGAAAUGUGUUUCCUAAGGUUAUUUCACGAGACAGUGCAGCUCUGCCUGGUUAUGGGGCGGCUGCAGACGACACCAUCUCAUGGACAAGGGGUGAAAUGCUCGGCCGGGGAGCUUAUGGAACAGUGUACUGUGGCCUGACCAGCCAGGGUCAGCUGAUAGCAGUGAAGCAGGUCAGUCUGGACACCUCGGACCCUGAAGCUGCAAAGAGGGAGUACAGCCGUCUGCAGGGGGAGGUGGAUCUGAUUAAAGCCCUUAGACACAUCAACAUUGUGGGCUUCCUCGGGACCUCUCUUUAUCAGCAUGUGGUUUCCAUCUUCAUGGAGUACAUCCCAGGGGGAUCCAUCGCAAGCGUCCUUCACAGGUUUGGUCCUCUGCCAGAGCGAGUCCUGGCUCUGUACACCCAUCAGAUCCUGGAAGGGGUUGCCUUCCUUCACCUGAACAGGGUGAUUCAUCGUGACUUGAAGGGAAAUAAUGUCAUGCUGAUGCCCACCGGCGUCAUCAAGCUCAUAGACUUUGGGUGUGCACGACGUCUCAGCUGCCCGAACCACACUGCAAGUAACAGUGGGGACCUGCUCAAGUCUGUCCACGGCACACCUUACUGGAUGGCCCCAGAGGUUAUAAAUGACACAGGGUAUGGCAGGAAGUCAGAUAUAUGGAGUGUAGGUUGCACAGUGUUUGAGAUGGCCACAGGGAAACCACCACUGGCACACAUGGACAAGAUGGCUGCAUUGUUCUACAUUGGAGCUGAAAGGGGGUUGAUGCCCUCCCUACCAGAUGGGUUCUCAGAUAAUGCCAAGGCUUUUGUGAACACCUGCUUGACAAGUGACCAGAGACUACGGCCAUCUGCAGACAAGCUCCUGAAGCAUCCAUUUAUCCCCAAAAAGGAGACUGGAGUGAACUCUUGGGAAACACAGAAAAAGAACUGCUGUGGUCACCCACAGGGACGGUGUGGUUAACAAGGAGUUACUCUAAAAUUUAAGAGUUCAGGGGGACAUUUAUUUGUGUACUUUAGAUUGAUGAAUCAUACACUUAAGUAUUCUUUUGGGCUCUUUAUGAGCCUGACACCUAUCCCCACUGAUGCAGCAGUGGUGUCAGUCUUUGGGAGCAUUGGAACUGGCUAAGUGUCCCAGACACAACAAUAUCAAGUUGAUCAACGGUGUAAAAAAUGUAGUCUUUUACAUUCUUACAUUCUUUUAUGUGAGACUACACAAGAAGCACUUCUUACAUUUCACUUAGUACAUUAAUAUAAUUUAUGAAUGGAAAAUAAUAAGAUUGCACACUUUAGUUACAUUCUUAUGAAUUUGCAAAUCCUGUAAAUAUACUAAUUUUACAUUUAUACAUUUAAGUCUGUUUGGCAUAUUAUGUUCUCAUAACGUCUAGCAUUUGUUACAUUAAUCAAUUUCCAUAACCUUCAUUUUUCAGUGUUGUUUACUUCCACUUCCUGUUAGCUUCCCUCUGCAGCAUUAUUUGGGUAUUAAUGUGCAAUACGUCUCGUCAUAUUCACAAAUUGGAUAGUUUCUUUACAGUCUAGAAACAUGGAUACAUCAUGUGUAAUAAAAUGACAGCAACAACCAGAUUUUAUACUGUCAGGAUAACAGCAACUUUUAAGUUUAUUUGUAAUACUGAAAGGAAAAUAAGAAAGGAUGUAAAGAGUGACUCAUGCUCAUUUGUCCACAACUGUUGUUGUUCUGUGUGCCCAACUGUAACACCCCUAAUGAGGGUUCAAACAAUCCAGCCUCAGGUUAUUGGGUAUUUUGUGCACUCUAUAAAUAAACAAGUAAACCCAGUCAAAAACAGGGGGGACUGGGUCAUGCCAAGAUUGUAGAACAAUAUAGAGCUCAAUGUAUAAAACGGAUGUAAAGACGCGUCCACAGAGGUACGUAUAUUUAACCAACUGCAACAGCACGUCCACAAUGCAGAUACUUGGAUUUAAUCUUUCUUGGCCGGUCACUGUUCUGACAACUGUUGCUGGAAUAUUUGGGGGGGGGGGGGGGGGGUGUCUCUUUCCUCCUGAAUAGUUCUCCGUUAAUGGCGAAUGUAAUCAUACAUGUAUCCCUUUUAUGGGCUGACAUCUCAAGGGCUACAAGCUUCAUGACAUGAAAUCCUGUCGGAUGCACUUCUAAAUAAAGCGUUAUGUAAACUUUAAUAGCAAGCAA
Molecule: messenger RNA, 5912 nt
Organism: Scophthalmus maximus (turbot)
Lineage: Eukaryota; Metazoa; Chordata; Actinopteri; Pleuronectiformes; Scophthalmidae
Gene: map3k19
Product: mitogen-activated protein kinase kinase kinase 19
Exons: 16
Coding region: 390-4712 (1440 amino acids)
Biological process (GO): protein phosphorylation
Molecular function (GO): ATP binding; protein kinase activity
Source: RefSeq, a predicted model, not a curated record